AUGGGAGUAACUCGAGAGAUAUUCUAUGACGGAACCAGAAUCGGUGGAACAAUAUGUCAGAAUAUUGACCCAAGUUAUCUGACGGCUGUUGAAAAAGAGAAAAUGGCGGAAUUGAGAAGAAGUCAAGGGAUUCCGGUCUUUGAAGGAUACGAUCCGGAGGCGUUGGUCAAAGUGAAGAAUUUGAUUGAACUGGAAGAAAUCAACACCGCAAUUGGAGAAGAGUCUGCUGCGUUGCGAGUGAACAAUAGAACACUGACAAGAUAUAAUGAGCAACUGAAAUUGGACAAUAAAAACAUGCGGCAAUACUUCGUGAGCCAGCACGAAGCCGACACGGCCGCAAAGGAUAAAGAAAUCGAAAAACAAAAGGACGCAAAGAAGAAAGCGAAAGAGAAACUGAGAGCUGAGAGGAAGAACAAUGAAAUUUUUGUUGCACAGAAGUGGACCAGAAUUCUUCAUCCGGAAUUCGAUACCAUUGAAGACGAUGUAUUUGCUACAAAUGAAGCAAACAAUAUCACUGAAGCUGAAGAGAGCCAAAAUCCUUGCUCGAUAAAGACAAGGAAGCGCCACGAAGGAAUUUCCGCAAGUAUUUCGAAUUUUCCGAAAGUUCGAAAAAUUAGUUCGGACAAUCCCACGCAAUACUGCUUCAAGUCAGCGUUGGAGACACGUGCCAAGCCAUGGACAACAUUCGAAGAUAUGCUAAAGACUUUCAAGGACAAAUGUCAUGUUGCGUUGAAUGUUGCAUAA
This is a messenger RNA of Caenorhabditis remanei, 744 nucleotides long. RefSeq lists its product as uncharacterized. Bases 1 to 744 code for a protein of 247 amino acids. The record is from RefSeq and is a predicted model, not a curated record. The transcript has 7 exons. NCBI's taxonomy places the organism in Eukaryota, Metazoa, Nematoda, Chromadorea, Rhabditida, Rhabditidae.